AUGGCAAAGCAAGACACUCCGGGCGCAUCAGGGAGCAAGGGGAAGGGGAAGCUUGAGGAUCUCAUGGAGGAGCUAGCCCUAAACGAGGAUGACCUAGAUGAUGUUGUCUUCGAGGAGGAAGAUGUGCCACCGGAGGAGGAUCUCAGGUGGAUGAUUUUGGCUCGUGUUCACAUCGACAAAACCUUCAGCACCUACUGGUUCUUCCGCAACAUGAGGUCAGCCUGGGAUCUCGCGAGACGAGCGAAGAUCAAAACCCUAGAGGAUAAUCUGUUCAUCAUGCAGUUUGAGUGCCUAGGGGAUUGGGAACGAGUGACUCUUGGGGGCACAUGGCACUUCCGGGGGAACCCUGUGAUCAUUGAACCUUAUGAUGGUUACUCAAAACCCACGUCGAUCGAGCUCUUCAAGUUUGAAAUUUGGGCGAGGAUUCUUGACCUCCCCAUUGCCUAUCCUGGAAAGGUUAAUGCGUUGGCGGCAAAGAUCGGUGAGUUUGUGGAGUCAGAACCAGCAUCUUUUGAUUUUGAAGGGAACUUUUAUAGAGUGAGAAUCCGCCUGGAUGUGCGUAAGCAGCUAAAGAAAGCAAUAUCGAUCAUCCGAGGUGGCCAGAGGGAGAUCUUCGCGGUAAGGUAUGAGCGGCUUCCGGAUUGGUGUCAGGUUUGUGGUAUGAUGGGCCACGAAUUCAAGGAACAUGGCGAUGGUGUGCACCCUCCCUCGGCCCUGGUUUUCAAGAACUUGCGAGCUCCUGCUACUACGGCGUGGGGCUCAAAACGCCGCAACAAGGGGCAAAAACCUUGGGGCAAUGAGUGA
Messenger RNA from Aegilops tauschii subsp. strangulata, 804 nucleotides. The record is from RefSeq and is a predicted model, not a curated record. Lineage: Eukaryota; Viridiplantae; Streptophyta; Magnoliopsida; Poales; Poaceae.